Molecule: messenger RNA, 910 nt
Organism: Caenorhabditis angaria
Lineage: Eukaryota; Metazoa; Nematoda; Chromadorea; Rhabditida; Rhabditidae
Source: the annotation of a GenBank genome assembly
AUGUGCGGAACUCUUCGAGUUGGCCACAUAAUCACUUUUACCAUUCUGCUAUUUUUUAUUUCUGGAAUCCAGGGAGAAGAAGAAGAAGAGGAUUUGAGGCAGUUUCCACGCGGUGUUUAUCAUUUUAGUGAUCUUGAUCGGGAAAUUGAGACCUCUUUUAAGGUUCCCGAUUUUGGAGCGGUUAGUUUUAUGGGGAUUUUGGGAAAAAAAAAGGGGGGGGGGUGAAAUAUAGGCGUAAAAAAUAAAAAACAUUACUUCGUCAGUCGCCUGCGGCUAUGCGUCGCGGUCAUUGUUUCCUUUGACUCCCGACCGCGACGCACAGCCGCACGCGACUUUAUUUUUUACGCCAACCACAUUUUUCAACUUCGACACUAACGAUUUUCCCUGUAAAACGACCCUCUCUUUCAUUUUCCCCCCAGCUCAAACUAGAAACUUCCAGCUUGACCCAAUAAAAAUGGCCUCCGAUCUAAUGUCCUCCGCAAUCCGAACUGAUACAAAACGAAAAACUCUAGCCGGAAUCGAACUUCCAUUUUCAUUCACCGGUCGACCGAUGUCAAUUCAAAUCAAUGGAGAAACUCACAAUGCGGUGAAUUUAGUCGACCCAAAAGCUAUGCGAAAAUCAGAGAAGCCAAAAGAAAUCCGAAGAUCUCCUGAAAGUCGACAAACAUUUCUGAAAGCUCGACAAAUAUGUUUGGAAGAAAGUAUUGAAUCAUGCGAUGAAGCACUUGACACAUUAUAUCAAUUGAGAUUCGGGAAAAGUCUUGUAAAUAAUGAUGAAGAGGGUGAAGAUAAUAAUGGAGAAUAUCGGAAGAUUAUUGAAGAUAAAAUUAAAGAAAUUGGUACAAAUCAUGAAGAUUCUGAGGAAGAUUAUCAUGACAAAGCUCGAAACUUUCUCCGUCAAAUAAACUAG